AUGGAUGACUUGACAUGUGAUGGUAAUUCUUCAUGUCUGAACUUCUGUCGGUACCCGACACUAUGCUACAUGGAUCUCAUGUUUGUCAUCGCAAUAACGUUUCUCAUCUUGAUUGGAAAUUUUGGGAACUUAUUUGUCUUUUUGUUGACUCCAUCCUUCCGGAAUGGUCACGGAAUAAUCCUGAUAUCUCUCGCAAUUGCUGAUUUUGGAACUGGUAUUAUAUCAUGUUUCUCCAUCUACCCAAUGGCUACUUUUCUUGUAACGCCAGAGGCUUGGCCAUACGGAGACACGGCGUGUAAACUGACUGCGUAUUUUGGGCAAGUGUUCAUUACAUCAUCGGGGACUACUCUGACUUUCCUUGCCAUUGAACGCUACAUCGCUAUUGUUCACCCUUUCAAAUAUUCCAGGUUUGUCACAAAGAAAGUCACAUUGACUUGUGUGGUAGUCAGCUGGGUUGGUAUUGCUCUGGCGUAUGUGACUACAUUAACUGAUGUUGCUUCUUAUGAGUACGUACCGGCGUUGCAUACAUGCACGAUUGCGUUCCUGGGCGAGCCAGUGCUGAUCGCGUUUGUGUUGUUCGUCAUUUAA
Asterias rubens (European starfish) is the source of this 588-nucleotide messenger RNA. Its product is annotated as trace amine-associated receptor 8b-like. Gene Ontology annotation, biological process: G protein-coupled receptor signaling pathway. Gene Ontology annotation, molecular function: G protein-coupled receptor activity. NCBI's taxonomy places the organism in Eukaryota, Metazoa, Echinodermata, Asteroidea, Forcipulatida, Asteriidae. The record is from RefSeq and is a predicted model, not a curated record. The transcript has a single exon. Gene Ontology annotation, cellular component: membrane. Bases 1 to 588 code for a protein of 195 amino acids.